AUGUCGGAAGGUUGUGUUUCGCUAGCGAAAUCGGCUUUCCUCCCGGCGACUUCACUUCCCGAGGCUACGUCGGCUGUUAUUGAGGAUAAUGGGAAAUCGUUGGUAAAGCAAACCCUCAUCAAAUACUCUCCAAAUCAAGCCUAUUGUGUGCUUUCCUCUUUCGAUUCCUCUCUCGAAGACAAAGAGAUUCGCGUUGAAGAAGACAAAGAGAAUCCACUCAAUUUGCGACUCACCGAAAUCUCUAAAACGAAAAUCGAAAAGCAUCUCUUGCCGGUGUUUGUUCGUUUCCAUCAUCCAUUGAAACAACGAUCAGCCGAGAGUCAUAUCUCGGAUCGAUGCUUUGAGGCGGUGCUUGGUCGAACGAAUCUCGAGUUGAAAAAGAAUGUUACAAUGGACAGUUUUGAUCGUGUCUCCACAUGGAGAGAUGAGGCCGGUUUUGUCGUCUCCGAUCGACACCGAUACGAGUUGGCCACCUUUAACACAAAAGAUUUGCUUAGCGAGCUUAUGUCUGCCGAUACACCAGUCGUUCGUUACGAUUCCAGCAACUUGGAGGCGGUUUCCGAUUUCGAUCAUUCGGUCUGCGGAACAACGAGAACCUCACUCAUUGAGGCGCUUGCAAAAAACGCAGAAAUCUAUUUGAUCAAAACAACAAGUGAAGUGAACGGAAUGUUGGUGGGCAAAGGGGAUCGGGUUGUCGCCCUUUAUGCGGAAACGAUUGAACUUGCGCAUGCUCUCAUUCAACAUUAUAUCAAUUUGCAUAAAUUGGCUAAGCUUUCCUUCUUCACUCGUUUGGGUAUCUGGCAAUCGACGCCUGAGUCCUCUCGUCCCGUUUAUCGUUUCCACACACGAACCAUCCCAUCGCAACUUAAAUGGAACAAAGUCUACGCGGCAAAUCUCGGUGUUCAUCUACUC
Messenger RNA from Mesorhabditis belari, 912 nucleotides. The record is from the annotation of a GenBank genome assembly. Lineage: Eukaryota; Metazoa; Nematoda; Chromadorea; Rhabditida; Rhabditidae.